CUGUGAAUUUUGACAGCUCAGCUGCUUAUGUGCUGGUCAGUCAGUUGUCAAAAUCUUCACGGCAGUAAAAAGAAUUCAAUUCAGCACCAGCACCAAAGAUUGUUUGCUUUGUGCUAUUUCGGCGAAGAUUUUUCGAUUUUCCAUCGAUUUUUACUCACAAUGUUGACCAAUCAAAUUCAGCAGGCCGCUCGUAUGUUGGGAGCUCAGGCUCGCCGUAAUUACGGCGUUACUGCCGUCAUGCUCUCGAAAGCUACCGACCCGAUCCAGCAGCUUUUCGUCAACAAACUGCGUGAAUAUGCCAACAAAAGCAAGAGCGCCGGUGGCAAAUUGGUUGAUCCAUCACCGGAAAUUGAACGCGAACUGAAGCAGGAACUGGAAAAGUUAGCCAAGCAGUACGGAGGAACCGGCGGGGCCGAUAUGACCGCUUUUCCUAGCUUUAAAUUCGAUGAACCCAAACUUGGACCGGUCAGUUCUUCGAGUAGUUAAAUUUUCUCUAUCCAGUCAGUGAAAAUCGAAAAGUUUUGUGGAAUAAAACGUUAGCCUCUCGGAAUCACCA
This is a messenger RNA of Wyeomyia smithii (pitcher-plant mosquito), 556 nucleotides long. RefSeq names its product ATP synthase-coupling factor 6, mitochondrial (gene ATPsynCF6). Gene Ontology annotation, molecular function: proton transmembrane transporter activity. Lineage: Eukaryota; Metazoa; Arthropoda; Insecta; Diptera; Culicidae. Gene Ontology annotation, biological process: proton motive force-driven ATP synthesis. Bases 28 to 486 code for a protein of 152 amino acids. The record is from RefSeq and is a predicted model, not a curated record. The transcript is spliced from 3 exons.